Marchantia polymorpha subsp. ruderalis is the source of this 3998-nucleotide messenger RNA. NCBI's taxonomy places the organism in Eukaryota, Viridiplantae, Streptophyta, Marchantiopsida, Marchantiales, Marchantiaceae. The record is from the annotation of a GenBank genome assembly.
GGAGGGCGAGCAGGGGUGGGGGUGCGUGGCGAAUGAGACGCAGCUCGCGAGCGAGAGCGAGAGCGCGAGAGCGAGAGAGAGAUUAUAGUUGGAGAGAAAGCGGGGGAAGGGAACAGUGAUCCGUAUCGUAUGUGUGGGACCCCGGGGCCGGGAGUCAGCGGAGGAAGAUUGUGACAGGUCGGGUUGGGAAGCGGGCAGGCAGGCAGGGGAUGGACGGAGUGCAAGAGAGUUUUUGCUUGAUUGAUCUUGGAUUGUGCUGAGCUGAGCUGCAGUCCAAUCUGUUCAUGUCAAUCGCGACUGUUUUGUGUGAGUAAGAGACGAGCUGACGCCUGUAGAGGGGAGGCAGGCAGGGAGGGAGGGAGUGAGGGAGUGAGGGAAGGAAGGGUGGGGAGAGAAGCCGGGGUGUGCACGAGGAGGUGUAGAGAGAAGGCGGAGGAUGAUGGUUCGAAUGAAGUUCGCCUGCGAGGGCGCACUGGGAUGUGUUCAACCUUAGGUGAGUGAGUGAGCGAGUGAGUGCGCCGAAGCAAACGUUUCUCGCUCUGUCGUGGGGUUGGCCUGAAAUAAGCUCGAGGAAAAUGUGGAAAGUCUGGCUUGGCUGAGGAGCUUCAAAUUUGAAUGUUUUGCAUUCCUCUUUGUCCCUCUGGAUGGGUGGAGGAGCCUCCUUUUGACGCCUUUCGCCAGGACCUUGCUGCUGUACUUGAUCGUUCUUCUGAAGAGAUAGUUUGCUUGUUCACAGCGGGCCUUGUUUCGCCAAAGCUCAAGCGCUCUUUUUCAGCAGGAGUCAAAUUUCCAGUCGUCGUAGGGCUCUCGAACCUCAAGAAGCGACAUAAACAUGGCUCCUGGCGGACUUGCAUGUAGAAACGAGGAGUGCCCACGGGAAGAUUUGCGAAAGUCAAGGAAGGGAUUGAGGAACGACGCAUUACUGAUAGGAGGGAAUCGUAGGUCAUCACGAACUUGAUCACAUUAUUCGGCCCUGACUGAUACGGUGGUCCCUGGACUCGUCCCGCGAACUUGGGGGUCUUCGUAUCACCGUGUCAACCCUUAGUAAUCAUUGGCUCCUUCCGUCUAUCAGUUCGUAUGGAGUCCCUCAAAGAAUCAUCGCCGGCCAUCCUUUCCCAAAGAUUCUCUCCAAAACGUAGAGUUCCGAAGUACGAGCUGCGCCGCGAGCUGGGAUGGUUAUGGUUGGGAUUGCUACUGGUGUGGCCGACGACCAUUCUGGGUCAAAUUCGCAACGACUUCCAGGCACUUCAGAACUUCCGCAUGACGGCUGAUGUGACUGGUCAGCUCAGAGACUGGAUUGGACAGGAUCCUUGCUCUGGUCCCGAAUGGACAGGGGUGGUUUGCAAGAAUGGUCGAGUUUUUGAACUGAAAUUGGAGAGAUUGCAGCUCGCUGGGCCAAUCGAUGCUUUGAUAGAGCUGGAUCAGCUGCGUCUCCUCACUUUGAAAGACAACAAUCUUACUGGCACCAUUCCAGACUUUUCCAGUUGGAGAAAUAUGCAGCUGCUUUACUUGAAUGGAAACAAUUUUACAGGCCAGAUCCCUGCAACAGUUUCCAAUAUGCUGAGACUUGCCAGGAUAAAUCUGCAAGAUAAUCACCUCGAGGGAUUCAUUCCGAAUGUCUUUGAUAAUCUGACCAGACUUCAAACUCUGCGCCUCGAAAAUAAUGACUUAGUCGGACCUAUUCCUCCAAUAAAUAACUCAGGGAUCAAUGACUUUAGCGUCGCGGGCAACCAGUUAAGUGGUUCAAUUCCUUCCACUUUGAGUAGGUUCAGUCAAAACUCCUUUUCGGGAAAUGCUGCGUUGUGUGGAGAACCUUUAGCCUUAGCCUGUCCUCCAACCGUAGCUCCAGUCCAGCCUCCGACCGCAGACCCCAACACCGCACCUGGGGAAGCUCCUAUUCCUCCUCAUAGGAAAAAGGGUUCGAGACUGAGUACCGGGGAGAUAGUUGCUAUUGUGGUCGGAGAUGUGGUGGCAUUGCUGCUUAUUACCCUUGCCCUUCUCUUCUACUAUUGGCGAAGGUACUCUCGAAGAAACCAAGAAAAACCAGCGAAAGGAGGUGAUCUGGACAAAGGGGAAUUCUCAUCCGGCCAGUUUUCAACAGCACAGCUGCCGGAUUCGGAGAGGAGCAAGCUCGUUUUUCUCGAAGGAAGCAAGCACAUUUUUGAACUUGAGGAUCUUCUUCGAGCCUCUGCUGAAAUGCUCGGCAAAGGCAGCUUUGGAACUGCAUACAAAGCUGUACUGGAGGACGGUUCUGUGGUAGCAGUUAAGCGUUUGAAGGACGUGAGCACGAAUGGGAAGAAAGAGUUUGAGCAACAGAUGGAGCUGAUUGGCAAGCUGAAGCAUCCAAAUGUGGUGCCAUUGAGGGCUUACUACUACGCUAAAGGAGAGAAGCUUCUUGUUUAUGACUACCAGCAAAAUGGCAGUCUCUACUCUCUUCUCCAUGGAAAUCGAGGACCAGGUCGUACACCUUUGGACUGGGUAACACGAUUAAGAAUCGCCCUGGGAGCUGCACGAGGUCUAGCGUAUCUCCAUCAAGAGUGUGGCUCACAGAAGAUUCCUCACGGAAAUAUUAAAUCUUCGAACAUUUUACUCGACAAGGACUACAGCGCCUGCGUAUCUGAUUACGGUUUGGCUCUUUUGAUGACUUCUUCGGCUGCAACGACACGAAUGGCAGGCUAUCGUGCUCCAGAACAUGCCGAUACCAAACGUAUCUCACAGAGGGCUGAUGUGUACAGUUUUGGGGUGGUCCUGCUUGAACUUCUCACUGGGAAAGCACCGGUACCAGCGUACUCCAACGCAGCUCAAGAAGAGGGUAUUGAUUUGCCUCGCUGGGUACACUCAGUAGUACGUGAGGAAUGGACCGCAGAGGUUUUCGACAUCGAGCUCAUGCGGUACAGAAAUAUUGAGGAGGAAAUGGUGGGUCUACUACAGGUUGCUAUGGUUUGCGUCUCCCCAGCUCCAGAGCAGCGUCCUAAGAUGCCACAGGUGGUCAAGAUGAUCGAGGAGAUUCGACCGGAUCCAGCAUCAUCCAUGGACGAAGAAGGCUUCGACUCUUUGACUCAAUCUCCACUUUCGGACGAAGGGUGAAGAGUCUGUCAAGUCAGAAAUGGACGUCACGCGGGAUAUCUUGUGGGUCUCACAGUAGGGAACCGGAGAAUUGCACGUUUAGAAAUGAUACAUAAGCCAUGCUUCGCGUCGGCCUUAUCAGCUUGGGUUUGCUGUAGACCAGUCACAAACAGAACGCGUGUCGCCAUUAAAUCGUCAGGAGGUGAAGGUGCAGGGCCAACAUCGUUGCUCAAGGUUUUUGACUAAUGCAGUUGCAUCCUUCGAAUUGUCAUUACUGUGAGGGUUCAAUGGUCAACAAUGAUGACUACAGCACCACCGCAAGCAAACCAAGUUCUGUCUCUGUAAGUUGGCUGGCCAGUUCAGUAGCAGCAUUUGGUAUGUGAACCCAUGUUACUUGGGUCAAUUUUUUGAGCCAGUUACAACUGAAGCUUUUGUCAGGCAAAACAUACUCUGUUCUACAUGCUCAAAUGAGGAAAUGUUCUGGUGAACGCCAUUCUUGCAAUUAUAUUGUCCUGCUUAACAGGACACAAUUACAUCUUGCUUCGAAAGUCACAACCGUUAGCCAGAUUGGCAACGGUGCCUCAAAGAUCUUGGGUUGUAAGUAGGAUGUGCAUCCUAGCGUAGAGGUCAACUGCAAUAGAUCCGGUUGUGGUACUACCAUCACCGUUGUAAUUUGUUCCUAAAUGUCUGGUGGAUUACAUCUUAUAAUUGUUGAGGUAUAAUUUUUUGUUUGAACAUAAAUAAGCUCUACAUUCCAUCCUUCAGUGAUGUGAGUGGGUUUCAUUAGAGCCUAAGACCAGCAUAUCUGCCUGUGAUGUCCUUGUGGCUGGCAGUCAUGAGUAAUCCAAAGCGAGAACGCGGAGAUUUACGCAGUAUGUGCAAACCAUUGGAUACAAGCAGCAAGUGGGGGGCUGUAAAUAGUGUAGAGUCUG